Messenger RNA from Hevea brasiliensis (rubber tree), 3957 nucleotides. RefSeq names its product receptor-like protein 56. The record is from RefSeq and is a predicted model, not a curated record. Lineage: Eukaryota; Viridiplantae; Streptophyta; Magnoliopsida; Malpighiales; Euphorbiaceae. The transcript has 13 exons. The coding region runs from base 1 to 3759 and encodes 1252 amino acids. Gene Ontology annotation, molecular function: protein binding.
AUGUUUGCAACAUGGAAGAAAUUGAAGGAGUUGUACUUUGCUAAACUGCUUACCAAUCACCUGUAUCUGAAGAAAAGGCUACAAUCUGAGAAUGAGCGAAUGUUUAUCGAUUCUGAUGGUGAUGAUAGUGCUAGGAAAAUUUUAUCUAUGAGUGGUAAGGUGUUUCUAAACAAAGAUCAUGCAUUGCCUGUGAAAGGAAUUGGUAACAUCAAAUUAAGGAUGCUUGAUGGCGUUGUCAGAACUAUAAAGUAUUGGCAUAUUCUAGGAGUGAAGAGGAACCUACUUUCUCUUGGGACACUACUUGACUCUCAUGGAUUCGGAUACCAUGCAGAGAAUAGAGUUUCCAAAGCAUACAAGGGCUUUAUGAGGGAGAAGUCAAUAGCAGAAUUAGAUCACGGUGUUAGAGAACAGGUGGAGCUUGACAUUGAUACUUCAGCAGUUCAAUCCAGUGAUUUAGAGGAUGAGACAAAGAGGAGCUUUCUGGUGUUGCCUCAGGAAUUGGGACAAGAUGCAGAGGCCUUGGGGAAACAAGUGAAUGCAGCUUUUGGAUCCUCAUGGAAAGAAGUUCUCAGUGAAAAGCAGCUUGUGGAAGGGAAAAUCCAUCCGGAGUGCGAUGGAACAUUGGUUAAGCAUGAAAAUUUCUUAGCGUGUGGGAAGAUAAAUGGGUCCCUUUGGGUUUCUAAAUUCAAUCUAGUCAAUUCAAUGAGUGACUGUUGUAAAUGGGAGCGUGUCACGUGUAAUUCUACUACAAGUCACGUGAUUGAGCUCUUCCUCAACAAUACACGACAACAUGACAUAAAUAGAAUAUUAUUUUAUGAUGAUGAAAAUAUUUGGUUUAUAAAGUUGUCAAUGUUCCAGCAGUUGACAGAGCUCAGAAAUCUUAAUUUAUCCUACAAUGAAAUUGGUGGUUUUAUUGAUUAUGAUGAAGGUUUUGAAAGAUUAUCAGAAUUAAAGAAGCUAGAAACCUUGGACCUUAGUUAUAAUAAUUUCAAUGAUAGCAUCUUAUCAUCAUUGGGUGCUCUUACAUCACUUAAGUCUUUGAUUCUUAGUUGGAAUUGGAUGGAAGGUUCCUUCCCUAGCAAAGGUUUUGAAAAAUUAGAGGAGUUAGAUAUCAGUUACAAUUGGUUCAAUAAUAGCAUCUUAUCAUCAUUGGGUGCUCUUCCAUCACUUAAGUCUUUGAUUCUUAGAAGGAAUAGCAUAGAUGGUUCCUUCCCUAGCAAAGGUUUUGAAAGAUUAGAGGAUUUGGACAUCAGUCACAAUCCGUUCAAUAAUAGUGUAUUAUCAUCAUUGGGUGCUCUUACAUCACUUAGGACUUUGAAAAUUGGAAGAAAUAUCAUGGAAGGUUCCUUCCCUAUCCAAGAAUUAAAUAAUCUGAAAAAUUUAGAAAUACUGGAUAUAAGUGGCAAUGGAUUCAACGGUUCCCUCUCACUUGAAGGUUUUGAAAAAUUAGAGGAGUUAGACAUCAGUUGGAAUGGAUUCAAUAGUAGUAUUUUAUCAUCAUUGGGUACUCUUACAUCACUUAAGACUUUGAUUCUUAAUCGAAUGUAUGCAAUGGCAGGUUCCUUCCCUAUCCAAGAAUUAAAUAAUUUGACAAAUUUGGAAGUAUUGGAUUUGAGUGACAAUCAAUUCAACGGCUCCCUCUCAAAAGGAUUAUGCAAAUUCAAAAGUCUCGUUGAGUUGGGUCUCCGAGGAAAUCAAUUUUCUGGCCCUCUUCCGGAAUGUCUUGGCAACUUGACCAACCUCCAAGUUCUUGAUCUUUCAUUCAAUCAGUUGAGUGGCAACUUUCAAUCUGUUGUUUCUAAACUCACAUCCCUCAAGUAUUUGCUUCUUUCUGGUAAUGAGUUUGAAGGCUUAUUCUCAUUUAGCACUUUGGCUAACCACUCUAAGCUUGAAGUGUUUCUACUCUCUUCGGGAAGUAGGAGGUUAGAAUUGGAAACAGAAAAUCCUACAUGGUUUCCUACAUUUCAACUCAAGUACGUUGACUUGUCCAAUUGCAACUUAAAUGUGAGAACUAGAGCAAUUCCUAGCUUUCUUCUCUACCAAUAUGACAUACGCUUCGUUGAUCUCUCUCACAAUAUGCUGUUUGGGACGUUCCCCUCUUGGAUCUUGCAAAAUAACUCCAAGUUAUAUGUUAUGAAUUUGAUGAAUAACUCAUUCACAGGAACUUUUCAUCUACCAAAUUAUAAGCAUGAUUUGGUUAAAUUUGAAAUUUCGAGCAACAACAUCACUGGUGUGCUGCCUAAGGAAUUUGGUUUGGUCCUCUCAAAUCUACUCUAUGUAAACAUGUCAAGAAAUAAUUUCAGCGGUAAUGUUCCUUCUUCAAUUGGUGAGAUACGAGGACUAUAUACUCUGGAUUUAUCCCAUAAUAAAUUCUCAGGAGAGUUGCCAGGAAGUCUGUUUGCAAAUUGUACCUUUGAUUGUACAUUGAUUCUAUCAAACAAUAAUUUUCAGGGGAACAUAUUUCCUCAAAAUAUGAACUUGAGAGGCUUGAUGACAUUGGAUAUGAAAAACAACAACUUCAGUGUGAUGAUAGGCGUGGACUUCUUGGACAGCUCCUCCCUAUCUUUUUUGGACAUAUCCAAUAAUAAGGUAUCAGGUCUAUUUCCCAGACAACUAUGUAAUAUGAGUAGUCUUGAAUUUUUAGACCUCUCAGACAAUAGGUUAUAUGGGCCUAUGCCUUCUUGCUUCAAUGUUUCAUCAUUGCGCUUCCUGUUUUUACAAAAGAAUAGUCUAAAUGGAUCCAUACCCCAUGUGCUUCUUAGAAGUUCUAAUUUAGUGGCACUUGAUCUGAGGGAUAAUAGUUUUUCUGGAAAGAUUCCGUCUUGGGUCAGUCAGCUCUCCAAAUUGCGUGUGCUUUUAUUGGGAGGUAAUGACUUGCAUGGCAGUAUUCCUAAUCAGUUGUGUGAAUCAAGAAAUGUGAGUAUCAUGGAUCUUUCAAGUAAUUUACUUUCAGGUUCCAUACCUUCAUGCUUUAAUAAUAUAUCUUUUGGGAAUAAUAUAUCAUUUAGAAUGAUGGGAGUCAAUUAUUUUUACCCUAUGAGCGUAACAUAUGAAGUCGUUUGUGCUCCAACAGAUAGCAGUAUUGACUUGAAUUUGCCUUGUUUAUAUUGGAAACCUUUAGAAGAUGUGGAAGUGGAAUUUGCAAUGAAAUAUAGAUACAACUCUUAUAGGGGUGAUAUUAUCAACUUGAUGGCAGGAAUAGAUUUAUCAUGCAAUGAGUUAAGUGGUAGAAUUCCUCAAGAAAUUGGAGACCUGCAUGGAAUUCGAUCAUUGAAUUUGUCUAACAAUCACUUAAUAGGAUCUAUACCAGUCAGUUUUUCAAAUUUAAGGAAUUUAGAGAGCCUAGAUCUUGGCAACAACAGUUUGAAUGGUGAAAUUCCUAGUGAACUAGUUAUGUUGACCUUUUUGGAAACUUUUAAUGUUUCAUACAACAAUUUCUCUGGUAGAGUUCUUGAUAAAGGGCAAUUUGGGACUUUUGAUGAAAAUAGUUACAAAGGUAACCCCGGCCUUUGCGGACCACUCAUUCAUCGGAGCUGCAGUAUUGAUGAAACUCCACCACCAUCACCAUCUAUUGAUGUAGAAGAGGAAGAUGAAGGUGGUAUUGAUAUGGUGUGGUUCUAUUGGAGUUUCUGUGCAUCCUACAUCACAAUUCUAUUGGUGUUGGUAGCAAUCCUCUGCAUCAACAGGCAUUGGUGCAUGUUAUGGUUUAACUUGGUUGAUAUUUGUAUUAAUUCAAUUUCGGUUUGGCUCAACCAAUAAUCUGUCUAGUGUCUAUGCAAAAAUGUAGGCUUUUGCUAGUGCUUGAAGAAUAUGAGAGCUCCAUUGAUACGAAUAUUAUUGGUCUGUGUUAGUCAUUGUAAUAAUUGAAAUUUGAAUUUCAUUUCCAUUACCAAAAGCAGGAUGUAAGAUGCGUCAACAUUGUUUUUUUUUAUUAAUUGUUAUUAUCUGCAUAUAAUA